Molecule: messenger RNA, 642 nt
Organism: Nothoprocta perdicaria
Lineage: Eukaryota; Metazoa; Chordata; Aves; Tinamiformes; Tinamidae
Gene: SOST
Product: sclerostin
Exons: 2
Coding region: 1-642 (213 amino acids)
Biological process (GO): negative regulation of Wnt signaling pathway; negative regulation of BMP signaling pathway; ossification
Molecular function (GO): BMP binding
Source: RefSeq, a predicted model, not a curated record
AUGCAGAUCUCUUGGGCUCUGUGCUCUCUCUGUGCCUUCAUCCAAAUUGCAUUUCAGUCGGUAGAAGGGUGGCAAAUGUUUAAAAAUGACGCUACAGAAAUCAUUCCUGAGAUCACCGAAAAUACAGAAGCACCRGUGGAGCAGACCUACAGUGACAACAACACAAUGAACCAGGCAAAGCAUGGGGGAAGACACAUCCAACAGCCUCCAGACCCUAAUGAUGCUUCUGACUUUAGCUGCAGGGAAAUGCGGACCACACGCUAUGUCACUGAAGGGCCUUGCCGCAGCRUGAAGCCCGUCAAGGAGCUGGUCUGCUCGGGCCAGUGCGUCCCGUCCCACCUCCUCCCCAACUCCAUCGGCCGAGGGAAGUGGUGGCGGCAGAACGCCCUGGACUACCGCUGCAUCCCCGCUCACACGCGCACGCAGCGCGUCCAGAUGGCCUGUCCCCAGCAGGAGACUCGGACUUACAAAUUCCGAGCGGUCACCGCCUGCAAAUGCAAGCGCUACACUCGCUACCACAACCAGUCGGAGCUCAAGGACUUUGGCAAGGAGAAUGGCAGGCCCCAGAAGAACAAGAAGCCCCGUCUGUCCAGAGCCAGGAGCAGCAAAUCCAACCAGCCUGAGCUAGAAAAUGCCUAUUAG